AUGAGAGAAACUGAAACUAGGAGUACGUUGUUGUUUCAGAAUUCAUUCAACGUUUCUGGCCGUUCUGUUUUGUCUUCACGUGACAUACAAUUCCUAUCUUCAGGCAUAAAUAUUUUAUGUGAAAAUUUUUGCGAGUUCCGGAUGCUGUGUCCAAGCAUGAGCUUCUUGGAUGGGAUCGGCAUCAAAAUCGCUGAGGAAUGGAAACCGGCGGGCAGAGUAGAAUUGCCCAAGAGUUUGCUCAUGAAGCUAGAUAUUCGUCAUACAAAGAAUGAUGAGUAUAAUUUUACGUUAGAACGUAAUACCCUUGCUCUGGUUCGCAAUCGGAGGGAAAAACAGCGCUUGGAAGCCGAAGCUCUAGCUGCUAGGCUGCUAGCCCAGUCGACUCAUGUUGAUGCAGAAGAUCGCGUUACUUCGACCACUGUUCCGCCAGCUCAAGCUCAGCUUCCCAAGUUGUUUCCAGUCUCAGCACCAACGGCUGAAGUUGCCGUAGAUCGUGCGAGACGUGAUAGCAUUACUGGAGUUUGUCCGCUCUUACCGGAGACAACUGCACUUCCCUCUGCCGGUGUCGUCUCUGACUCUCCGUGGAAACGCAGUGAAGUUAAUUUGAAAGAGUUCGAAGCUGAUGCAGGGAGUCCAUUUGAUCAGAUGGAACUGAAGACGCUAAAUGAUGUGCAAGAACUUGCAUCAGUUUUGCAAAAUGCUCAAGUUUCUGCUUCUGCAAAAAAUGCUGAUGUCGCUCGCCAUGUUCCAAUCCCACCCACUCAGGACUUGACGAACCUUUCAUCUGGAUAUUACGUGCCGUAUCCCAGCGUUGUGACCACGAGUGGUUACCUGCCUACUUCACUUUCGGGCUUUUAUCCAACAAGGCCGAUGAACUCCGUCGUUGCCUGGCCUCAAGUUGCGUCGAACUGGAGAGGUAACUACAUGGGAGGACCUUUCCCUCCGGCACUUGAUGGAAAGCAAAGUCUCAAUUAUCCGAGCGUUCAGUAUUGGAAUCAUCCCACAACCAUUGGUAGCGUGCCAACGGAGGCCGACGCGGCGCGAUCCAUGGACGAACGUGGGUCCGGGAACAGAAGUUCAUCGUUGCCUCGGCAGUCCUGCACGAACUUGACCAAAGCUAUGAGCGUCAGCGUGCCCAAUCUAGCCACAGAACAGGAAGCUUUCUCAGGAUCACCGUCAAUGCCUCGCAUAGAUCAGUCUUGGUGCAAGUCCUCACCUUUAGUUCAGCAAAUGUCGAAUUUGCGAUUACAUGCACAGAUCUUGGUAUUUCAGAAGUACACCAUAAAAACUGGAAACCGUAGUGAACAAAGGAGCCGCACACCGCCCCCGAUUCCUACACCCACUCGAACCAAGUUUCCGUUGCCGGAUAUUUUCUCUCAGCUGAACUUUGAAGGGAAAAAAAAAGUGACGCAUAUUUCCGAGAUGGGAUUUCCUCGUGACCGUGUCGCAAGAUGCUUCCAGCAUAUGAAAGGGGACGAGAAGAAAAUAAUCGAGCAUCUGCUACUGAUACAGACGUUGGAAGAUAAGGGCCAUCCUGGUGAUUGGGUCGAGGUAGCCGCAACUGAUCUUCCUGCAGGAAUCGAGGAUUCCAAGACCCGACGAAGUAGUUUUGAUGACAAAUCAAGGGGGAACGAUUCAAAGAUUAUGGCGUGCUUCACACAGCGACUGACCCUCAUGGCUCAGUUUUCAGAUCUUGGUUUUCCCAUCAAACAUAUUGUCAUGUGUCUGCGUGAUGCGGGUUGGGAGAAAGACCGCGCUUUAGAUGCCUUGUUGAAGUAGGUCUGUUUAGAGGAAAGGUGUUAAACUUGCUUUUUUCAAUGACGUACGCGGUAUUCUAAGCAAAUCUUCGGUAGAUCGCUCCUGCCACAACACCUUCAAUUGUGAAUGAAGCUUUUCGGAGAAAAGGGUUAUCCCUACUUUCCUCUUCUAGGACUUACAUUCCUAGGGUGAAGAUCAUUUCAAAUGUGAUCAAUACACGUUCAUGUUGGGUACUUCUUAAUGAAAAGUACCCAGUCUCGCGUAGUUGAGUGAGGAAGAUGAAGGCUGUGAAAAAAGAAAGCUGGCAAUCAUGACGCAUGUAGUAGUGAUCUUAUCGUGACAAGGAUACGUUUGCACGAAUGUUCGGUUUCCUUGAAAUAAAGUGGGAGUUUACUAUGGAGAUCAUUGGACUAAUAUGCACCGUGCUCCUAAAUGAGCAUGGCAUGCAGUUUCCUCUUCGUAAGUCUAAUUCACCUGGUACAGGUGUACUAUAUUCUAUAUCAACUAUAGACCGAAAGAUUCUUCUCCGAAAGUGGCUGAAACAUCUCUUAGCAUUUAUUUUUUGCGUGAUCUCUACGUCCCAGAGAUUAAGCACGGAUUGAGAAAUACGCUUAUUCUAAUGGGCUAGUAUUAUUUUUUCCCUCGCAGAGAAAUGUUACGUUCCUGAAAUUCACGAACGAGUCUGCAGAUGUGUAAUAAAACGCUCGCUGCACCAAUAUUUUGAACGGUUAAGCAAUCAUCUUUGAGGAAAAUGCGAUCAACUGCUUAAAACCGCUUCGCGUUCGAAAGAUUUUUUAUGCAAUCGUAAUUUCUGCGAUUCAUGUUGUGUGAUGUUCGCCGCUUUUCAUGAAAGGCCAUUUGAUAAAAUGUGUGAUUCUUAAACUUGUUUUUUUCUCCGACAGUGGUGUUUCAACGUGUUGUACAGAUCUUUUGAUAGGAUUACGGUAAUUCAGUUUCUUGUGGACCCAAGAUAGUCCACUACUAUGGCCCGUGUCUCAUGGGUCUGGGCCAUUCUUCGGAAAAUGCGAAUACGAUCAUCUGAAGUGUAUUAUGAUCCUCGAAUCGGGUUCGUUGUCGCGAGAUCACGUUUUUCCGGUGUAUUUGAGGUGGGUACUCCUUCCUGCCAGUACAGAACAGUGCUCUAGGGAUUGAAUUUUUCGUCGAAAUCAUAUCUUUGAACUUUUUGUUUUAUUAGAUACACUCGGCGACAUUGAAAAACAAGUCUUAUUGCUGGUCGAAAGAGGGGAACACUGGUUUGAUGAAAAGGGUUUUCUCAAAAAAAAUUUCGCGCGACGAGUAGUGCUUGUGGUCCAUUCCCGCGUCCACGAUGGUGCGUGGAAAAAUCCAUUUCAGCGUGUUGGGAAAACAUUUUUUUUUUAUCACAGAUCACCCUCAUCAAGGGCUUUCUUCAAGUCGUUGACUAGUUUGUCGAACAGUUCGCGAUGGGGAUAUUUCGGCUGGAAGACUUGAUCCAAAAAGUUUGGAUCGGAGAAGAAGCCGAAGACGUUGUCCAACCGCGACAACGACUUUUCGCUCAAAUGUCGCGAGAUUAUUUUAGCGAACAAAUCGUGACACUCGCUGAUUUGUUUCGAGAUGAAACCACGGUCGUACGUGAAGUCUACUUCGUGGAAACUGAUGACAGUCUUUGCCAAGGUGUGAAACUUCCGGACGAAAUCGUUCCCCAGCUGAAUUUCAUCUUGCGAGAAUUGCUCAUUCCGUGACAAAAUUCCCGCUUUAACGCUCAGCUUUAUGAUAUUCUUGACGAUUUUUUCGGCAUCUUUCUUGCUUCCAGUCUGCAAAAAAAUAACGGAUGAGCAUGAACUGCACAGAAAAUAAAAGCGGGUUUUCGCAAAA
Messenger RNA from Notodromas monacha, 3612 nucleotides. NCBI's taxonomy places the organism in Eukaryota, Metazoa, Arthropoda, Ostracoda, Podocopida, Cyprididae. The record is from the annotation of a GenBank genome assembly.